AUGUCACUACGUACCCUCGCCGUAGUCGCUCUCCUGCGAGCCUCAUGGGUCUCUGCUGCAACGGCUCAAUCCUUCCGUCCACCCUCAGCUAGUCCCUAUGAACAGUCGACCAACUACAUCGGCUUUUCCAACGGAUCGCUUCCUAUCGCACCAGUCAAGCCAGGCUUGGUCUUCGACAGGUUCAUACAGGUGUGGUUCGAGAACACGGAUUUCGCCACCGCUAACUCGACUGCAGAGUUCCGCGCUUUGGCCGACCAAGGCAUCCUCAUGACGAGCUACUACUCAACGACGCACCCCAGUCAGCCGAACUACAUGGCUACCAUCGGAGGAAGCUUCUGGGGACUCGCAGACGACAGUUCGCACGAUAUACCGUCAAGUAUUGGGACCAUGGUCGAUCUGCUUGAACUCGGAAAUGUAUCGUGGGCGGCGUACAUGGAGCAUAUGCCCACCGACGGGUUCACUGGCACAUCGUUCUCAUCGACCAACUACAUCACACCCGGCGCGUCCGACUACGCCUACUACAUGCGCAAACACAACCCUCCGAUCUUGUACGACACCGUCAAGAACGUGCCCGAGCGCGCCGCCAGGGUUCGGAACUUCAAUGAUUUCGCGGUGGAUGUCAAUGCGUCGGCUCUUCCGCAAUGGAUGUUUGUCACGCCGAACAUGGUCAACGAUGCUCACGACACCACGAUCGACUUCGCAGCCUCUUUCCUCACCUACUUCCUAAACCCUCUACUCUCGGACCCACGCUUCAACGAUAAUCGCACCUUGAUCCUCGUCACGUUUGAUGAGAACGAAAACUACGACAUCAAUAACAACGUCUUCGCCGUGCUGCUCGGAGGUGCAGUUCCGGAGAAUAAGAAGGGCAGCGUGGAUACGACGUACUAUACGCACUAUAGCGCCAUGAGCACUGUCCAGGCAAACUGGGGCCUUGGAUCAUUAGGCCGAGGAGACACUGAUCCAAUCAUGAGCAAUGUCUACUCACUCGUCGCUGACGCAUCUGGAUAUGUGAACAACAACAUAUCGGGAGCCGCCAUUCCCGCUACGAAUGUAUAUGGCACGAUCCCCGGCCCGCUCAACUCGGAUUAUCCAACGGAUUGGCCGGCGCCUAAUACGUCGGCCGUGGGAGCCGGAGGAGGGCCGGUGUUCGUUGGAUCGAGUGUAUGA
This is a messenger RNA of Peniophora sp. CBMAI 1063, 1167 nucleotides long. The record is from the annotation of a GenBank genome assembly. NCBI's taxonomy places the organism in Eukaryota, Fungi, Basidiomycota, Agaricomycetes, Russulales, Peniophoraceae.